CCUUCCUGCAAGCGGGGGCGGGGUUUGCUUUCUGCUAUUGCAAACGCUGCAUUGUUCUCUUCCACGGGGAUCUGGAUUUGCUAGAGCUUCUCAUUCAGACUGACAGAACUUGGCAGAAGACCAAAGGGUUCCUUCCGAUCUCUCAGAGGCUUCCUGAGAGCACAGAUGGAUGAGCAAGACACAGCUGGCCCUGAAGCAGGAAGAGGCCAUGCAAUCCAAACUGGGAGCAGUGGGGGAUUCUGGGAAAACUCUGUGCAGAAGAUCCUGGGUGAGGAGGACGCCCUCUGCUCAGAGGUGCAGAGCCAGCAAUUCAGGCAGUUCUGCUUCCAGGAGGCCAAAGGACCCCGAGAGGUUUGCAGCCGACUCUACCACCUUUGCCAUCAGUGGCUGAAGCCAGAAAAGCACACAAAAGCUGAGAUGCUGGACCUGGUGAUCUUGGAGCAGUUCCUGGCUGUCCUUCCACCAGAGAUGGAGAGCUGGGUUAGGGACUGUGGAGCGGAGACCAGUUCGCAGGCGGUGUCGCUGGCCGAAGGUUUCCUCCUGAGUCAGGCAGAGGAGAGAAAGCAGAAAAAGGAUCAUUUUGCAGAAAUGGACCUGGAUUCCUUUGAGGCAGAUGAAAGAAUGAAGCCAACAAGACCUCCAGUGGCUGAAGCUGAAGGGGAAACAUCUGACAACGGAGGAGCAAAGGCAGGCUGCACACUGGCGCACUGUUCAGUCGCUUGCCAGAAACCCCAGAGAGGAGGGGACUUGGAAAGCUGUGGGGAGCCAGGGGCCUUCACUCUCGGCAACUGA
This is a messenger RNA of Podarcis raffonei (Aeolian wall lizard), 792 nucleotides long. Its product is annotated as zinc finger and SCAN domain-containing protein 12-like. The transcript is spliced from 4 exons. The record is from RefSeq and is a predicted model, not a curated record. The coding region runs from base 166 to 792 and encodes 208 amino acids. NCBI's taxonomy places the organism in Eukaryota, Metazoa, Chordata, Lepidosauria, Squamata, Lacertidae.